Messenger RNA from Phytophthora nicotianae INRA-310, 666 nucleotides. RefSeq lists its product as hypothetical. NCBI's taxonomy places the organism in Eukaryota, Oomycota, Peronosporomycetes, Peronosporales, Peronosporaceae. Gene Ontology annotation, cellular component: endoplasmic reticulum membrane. The record is from RefSeq and is a predicted model, not a curated record. The coding region runs from base 1 to 666 and encodes 221 amino acids. Gene Ontology annotation, molecular function: diacylglycerol O-acyltransferase activity. Gene Ontology annotation, biological process: triglyceride biosynthetic process. The transcript has 4 exons.
AUGCCUGAUCAUACGACGAAAGACCGUGACGCCACUGAUGGAAAUCUGCUGGUGUUUGAGGCACCCGGUUUCUUCAAGCCCAACAGCAAAGUACCCCAGUGGAUGCAGAACCUUUCCACCGAUGCAUUCAGCUUUGCCGUUAUGCAUUAUUUUGCGUGGAAUAAAGGAUACAACUACGUGAGCUUCGCGAUCGUGGCCAUGUAUCUGCCCUCGUUCUUCAACGGUGCUCAGAAGACUGGAAAUGGGAACGUGUGGGAAGCUCUUCGUACAUCCAGUCUGUGGCACCUCACCAAUAAAUUUCUUCGCAUCAAAAUCCUCCGUGAGCAAGAGCUGGAUUCCAAGAAGAAGUACAUCUUCGGAUUCCACCCUCAUGGGAUAUUCGUGCUUUCACGUCUUGCUAUCGCCGGCAGAAACUUUGAGCGUGUCUUCCCAGGCAUCACCCACAGAGUGCUGGGUGCGUCGGCAAUGUACUACGUUCCACUGGGUCGAGAAAUGUGCUUGUGGAUGGGUGGAGUCGAUGCAUCACGUUCCACUGGUGAAAAGGUGCUCAAUGAAAAACACAGCAUUAUCGUCUACCCUGGUGGAGUACCUGAAAUAUUCCUCACAGACCCGAACUCGAAGGAGGUAUUCUGCCUUAUUCGUUCUUCUGCGCUGCCUAGUUCAUGA